Molecule: messenger RNA, 4190 nt
Organism: Symphalangus syndactylus (siamang)
Lineage: Eukaryota; Metazoa; Chordata; Mammalia; Primates; Hylobatidae
Gene: ZXDC
Product: ZXD family zinc finger C
Biological process (GO): regulation of transcription by RNA polymerase II
Cellular component (GO): nucleus
Molecular function (GO): transcription coregulator activity
Source: RefSeq, a predicted model, not a curated record
UACGCCGGGUCUUGGCGCGGAUCGCGUCCCGGGGCGGUGCACGCACACCUGGGCGGGGCGCGGGGCGCGGGCCGCGCUGCGUCCGAAGCGGCUCCGACGCCGUCGCUGGGACCAAGAUGGACCUCUCGGCGCUGCUCCCCGCCCCGACUGCGCGCGGAGGGCAACAUGGCGGCGGCCCCGGCGCGCUCCGCCGAGCCCCAGCGCCGCUCGGCCCGAGCCCCGCGCGCCGCCGCCUGCUACUGGUGCGGGGCCCUGAAGAUGGCGGGCCCGGGGCGCGGCCCGGGGAGGCCUCUGGGCCGAGCCCGCCGCCCGCCGAAGAAGACAGCGACGGCGACUCUUUCUUGGUGCUGCUGGAAGUGCCGCACGGCGGCGCCGCCGCCGAGGCUGUCGGAUCACAGGAGGCCGAGCCUGGCUCCCGUGCCAACCUGGCGAGCCGCCCCAAGCAGGGCCCCAGCGGCCCGGCCGCCGCCCCCGGCCCUGGCGUAGCCCCGGCGGGCGCCGUCACCAUCAGCAGCCAGGACCUGCUGGUGCGCCUCGACCGCGGCGUCCUCUCGCUGUCUGCGCCGCCCGGCCCCGCAACCGCGGGCGCCACCGCGCCCCGCCGCGCGCCCCAGGCUUCCGGCCCCAGCACGCCCGGCUACCGCUGCCCCGAGCCGCAGUGCGCGCUGGCCUUCGCUAAGAAGCACCAGCUCAAGGUGCACCUGCUCACUCACGGCGGCGGUCAGGGCCGGCGGCCCUUCAAGUGCCCGCUGGAGGGCUGCGGCUGGGCCUUCACAACGUCCUACAAGCUCAAGCGGCACCUGCAGUCGCACGACAAGCUGCGGCCCUUCGGCUGUCCGGUGGGCGGUUGUGGCAAGAAGUUCACUACGGUCUAUAACCUCAAGGCGCACAUGAAGGGCCACGAGCAGGAGAGCCUGUUCAAGUGCGAGGUGUGCGCCGAGCGCUUCCCCACGCACGCCAAGCUGAGCUCCCACCAGCGCAGCCACUUCGAGCCCGAGCGCCCUUACAAGUGUGACUUUCCCGGCUGUGAGAAGACAUUUAUCACAGUGAGUGCCCUGUUUUCCCAUAACCGAGCCCACUUCAGGGAACAAGAGCUCUUUUCCUGCUCCUUUCCUGGGUGCAGCAAGCAGUAUGAUAAAGCCUGUCGGCUGAAAAUUCACCUGCGGAGCCAUACAGGUGAAAGACCAUUUAUUUGUGACUCUGACAGCUGUGGCUGGACCUUCACCAGCAUGUCCAAACUUCUAAGGCACAGAAGGAAACAUGAUGAUGACCGGAGGUUUACCUGCCCUGUCGAAGGCUGUGGGAAAUCAUUCACCAGAGCAGAGCAUCUGAAAGGCCACAGCAUAACCCACCUAGGCACAAAGCCGUUUGAGUGUCCUGUGGAAGGAUGUUGCGCGAGGUUCUCCGCUCGUAGCAGUCUGUAUAUUCACUCUAAGAAACACGUGCAGGAUGUGGGUGCUCCGAAAAGCCGUUGCCCAGUCUCUACCUGCAACAGACUCUUCACCUCCAAGCACAGCAUGAAGGCGCACAUGGUCCGACAGCACAGCCGGCGCCAAGAUCUCUUACCUCAGCUAGAAGCUCCGAGUUCUCUUACUCCCAGCAGUGAACUCAGCAGCCCAGGCCAAAGUGAGCUCACUAACAUGGAUCUUGCUGCACUCUUCUCUGACACACCUGCCAAUGCUAGUGGUUCUGCAGGUGGGUCAGAUGAGGCUCUGAACUCCGGAAUCCUGACUAUUGACGUCACUUCUGUGAGCUCCUCUCUGGGAGGGAACCUCCCUGCUAAUAAUAGCUCCCUAGGGCCGAUGGAACCCCUGGUCCUGGUGGCCCACAGUGAUAUUCCCCCAAGCCUGGACAGCCCUCUGGUUCUCGGGACAGCAGCCACGGUUCUGCAGCAGGGCAGCUUCAGUGUGGAUGACGUGCAGACUGUGAGUGCAGGAGCAUUAGGCUGUCUGGUGGCUCUGCCCGUGAAGAACUUGAGUGACGACCCACUGACUUUGACCUCCAAUAGUAACUUAGCAGCACAUAUCACCACACCGACCUCUUCAAGCACCCCCCAAGAAAAUGCCAGUAUCUCAGAACUGCCGGCUCCAGUCAAGGUGGAGCCGGACUCACCUUCUCGCCCAGGAGCAGUUGGGCAGCAGGAAGGAAGCCAUGGGCUGCCCCAGUCCACGUUGUCCAGCCCAGCAGAGCGGCACGGUGCCCAGGACACAGAGCUCAGUGCAGGCACCGGCAACUUCUAUUUGGAAAGUGGGGGCUCAGCAAGAACUGAUUACCGAGCCAUUCAACUAGCCAAGGAAAAAAAGCAGAGAGGAGCGGGGAGCAAUGCAGGAGCCUCACAGUCUACUCAGAGAAAAAUAAAAGAAGGCAAAAUGAGUCCUCCCCAUUUCCAUGCAAGCCAGAGCAGUUGGUUGUGUGGGAGCCUCGUGGUGCCCAGCGGAGGACGGCCAGGACCAGCUCCAGCAGCUGGGGUGCAGUGCAGGGCGCAGGGCGUCCAGGUCCAGCUGGUGCAGGUGAGAGCUGGCAAGUCACACAGGCCAGCUGUAGGCGGGGUGGGAGGGUCACGCAGGUCUGAGGAGUGUGUGGCAUGCCGCAUCCCCUGCCCAUCGCAGCACCCCCUGCCUGCCCCUUGCCCAUCCUCCCCUGUAGACUGGCCCAAGUCUCCUCAGAGCCCAGCUCCUCCCUUUUUCCCAGCCUGUCCUGCUGCAUCUGCUCAAGCUCUUAGUGUUGCUGGGACCAUGCGUCCACUUCCUGACCCUGUCUGCACAGCCCUGCAUCUAGCCCCAGAGCAGUCCGCCUCCCUGCUCGAGGCCCCCAGGGCUGUUUUGCAGCAGGAUGAGAUCUGUUUGAGGCCACCCUGCCCUUCUUCUGCUGGGCUGGGGCAAAAGGGCUCCGCAGGCUGCCUCACCACCCCCAUUUCUAGGGUGGCCUGCUUGUGGCGCACUAACAGCCUUUCUAUGCUGAAGGUGGUGGGGGUCUUUUUAGUGUUUUUCUAUUUUCUUUCCUACGAAACGGAGCCCCUCCAGGGCAGGCCCAGGCCCCUCCCAGCCUGUCCAGGCCACAGAUACCUGCAGCUGUGGCGUUUCCAGGAGGUCUUUGAGCACACCCGCUUCUGCAUCCCUGAGCACAUGUGCAUCUUCAGUCUCAGUUUGAGGGGCUGGAAUGGAGGGAAGAUGAUUUGGAAGGAUUUGGGGAGAGAAGAGAUUUACAAGCCGGGGCUGUCGGUUUGGCCCAGGAUGACCCCUCCGGCGAAGGUGUCCUGCCCUCGGCCCGCGGCCCAGCCGCCUUCCUCCCCUUCCUCACUGUGGACCUGCCCGUCUACGUCCUCCAGGACGUGCUCCCCUCAUCUGGAGGUCCUGCUGGACGGGAGGCCACCCAGUUCCCAGGAAGCACUAUCAACCUGCAGGAUCUGCAGUGACGGCAGCCUCGGCCUGGGCAGGCCCAAGGCCACGGUCUAGGACGCACCUUCCCGGAGACUCAUGACAUGAGCCUGGGGAGACCUCAUUUGGUUUCCGUUCAGAAGACCAGCGUAGCCCUUUUGAGACUUUUGGGUACAUUUAUCAAAAAUGUUUUCCUUUUGUUUUGCCAGGAAUGAGUUCGGGCUGUACUCUUUGAAACUGCUUUUGUGAGCAAAGUGCUUUGGCAAGGCAAGGGUCUCCCUCAGCAGGGCUAGGUGCACUACAGCCCCUUUCCCCGUGUCCCUUUGGAUCUGAGCUGUGUAGCAGUUGUUGCAUUACAAAGAAAAAGACUUCUGCAGGAAAUAGGGUAGAGAACAGCCUGUCUAGUCAGAUGCAACUUGAUCUGUGGCAAAACCAAGUGUGGUCUUUCAGCUUCAGUGUGUUAGCAUCCCAGCACCUGGGAUAGGGUUUGUGGGCAAGUUGGUUUUGCAACACUGUAGGGCCCCAGGUGGUCCCAUUGCCACCGUGAAGCCAAAUUCUAGCCCAAGUCUGGCAGAGCAGUCGGCCAGAUAGUUUUGGGGGGAGAAUGAUGUGGUGGGACAGAGGACCUCAGUGGCCUAUUACGGAGCCCUCUUCCCAGACUAAAUUCAUAGCUGAGAGCUCGGGGAGAUAGUAGAGUUAAAAUCUAAAAUAAUUUUCUAAAUUCUGUAUUUGGACAUUAGUGUUUAAAUGGUAAUUUGGCAACAGUUUAUAAAUUGAUGUUCUGAAUACCAUAAAUUAUGUGUAGGACUGUGA